AUGACAACAAACUACAGGCGCUUCUACAAGGUCCAGCCCGGCGACACAUGUAAUACCAUCAUCGCCGCGGCAGGCAUCUACGGACCCAAUUUCUAUAUCUGGAAUCCCGCCGCCAGGAGCGACUGCUCCGGGCUCUGGGCGAAUACAUUUUGUUAUAUAGGUAACACCGUCGGCCCGUCCAUCACCCUGAGGCCUCCGACCCCGACCACGACGACCAAGCCGCCCGCGGGCAACGGCGUCGCCACGCCCACGCCCUUCCAAGUCGGCAUGGUCUCGAAUUGCAAGAGCUUCUAUCUCGUACGCAGCGGCGAUACAUGCUCCAGUAUCGCCUCGGCCAGGGGCAUCUCCGUCAACAACUUCAUCCGCUGGAACCCGGCCGUCGGUGCGGGCUGCACGGGCAUGUGGGCGAAUACCUGGGCUUGCGUGGGGCUGAUUUGA
Molecule: messenger RNA, 438 nt
Organism: Microdochium trichocladiopsis
Lineage: Eukaryota; Fungi; Ascomycota; Sordariomycetes; Xylariales; Microdochiaceae
Exons: 1
Coding region: 1-438 (145 amino acids)
Source: RefSeq, a predicted model, not a curated record